This is a messenger RNA of Synchiropus splendidus (mandarinfish), 1564 nucleotides long. RefSeq names its product OXA1L mitochondrial inner membrane protein (gene oxa1l). Gene Ontology annotation, biological process: mitochondrial respiratory chain complex IV assembly; protein insertion into mitochondrial inner membrane from matrix. The transcript has 11 exons. The coding region runs from base 22 to 1473 and encodes 483 amino acids. NCBI's taxonomy places the organism in Eukaryota, Metazoa, Chordata, Actinopteri, Syngnathiformes, Callionymidae. Gene Ontology annotation, cellular component: mitochondrial inner membrane. Gene Ontology annotation, molecular function: membrane insertase activity. The record is from RefSeq and is a predicted model, not a curated record.
CGUAGUUUCCUUUCUGGCAACAUGGCUGCCAUCAGAAGUGGGGUGACUCCGAUAUGUAUAACAAGAUGUUUGCUGAGGGGAAAGCAUGCCAGCAACCGCCAGGGACUUUCACACAUGCAAAGCAACCGGUUAAUCCAGUGCUCUCAUCUCCACACCAUGUUUGAGAGCACCAGCCGAGGCACCAGGACUCUCUUAGGUGGCAGGCAGCAAGGGAAGCUUCUGUGGGUCAACGCUGUGACGGUCAGACAAAAUAGCUCACAGGUUCCUUCUGAGGGAGGAUUCAUGGUGGCCACUGACAGUCCACGGCCCCCUGAUGCUCAACAGGUGUUAACCCCUGCAGACCCUGCUCCAAUCCUUGCCCAGCCUCUCACAGAAAAGAUGACAGUCGAAACAGUUUCCACAGCAGCCUCUACACCGGUGGACGUCACACCACCUGUGAUGGAGCCAGUGCUUGAUGCGGCAACUACUGCAGCUGAGGUUCUACAAGCAGUGGAACCCCGCUUAACUGAGUUAGGGCUGGGUGCCUACACUCCUGUGGGCCUGAUCCAGAACAUUUUAGAGUUUUUCCACAUGGAUCUUGGUCUGCCCUGGUGGGCAGCCAUUGUAACUGGAACUGUGCUUGCCCGCUUGGCGGUGUUUCCUGUCAUUGUCAAGGGUCAGAGGGAGGCAGCCAAAUUAAACAACGUCAUGCCUGAGAUGACCAAACUCACCACCAAAAUGAAUGAAGCAAAACAGAGUGGAAACAAAUUUGAAUUUGCUAAAGCCUACACUGAUCUAAACACGUUCCAGAAAAAGCAUGAUGUGAAUCCAUUACGUGGCUUUUUGGUGCCAAUGGCUCAGAUGCCCGUCUUCAUCUCCUUCUUUGUCGGACUGAGAAAGAUGGCCUAUCUGCCGGUUCCAAGCCUGCAGACAGGAGGCGCUCUAUGGUUCACUGAUCUGACUGCUGCUGAUCCAUACUUCCUGCUUCCAAUUGCUGUCACAGGAAGCAUGUUCCUCAUCCUUGAGCUUGGUGCAGAGUCUGGCAUCGACAACCCCAAUCUUCGUGCAAUGAAGGCUGUCUUCAGGAUCAUGCCCUUCGUAAUCCUCCCUCUCACAAUCAACUUUCCUACGGCCGUGUUUACCUACUGGCUGACCUCCAACUGCUUCUCCUUGUGUCAAGUGGCUUUGCUCAGAAACCCCACUGUCAGACAGAAGCUGCGGAUCCCAGAGAGGAUCAUACACCCUCCGUCUGCCCUCCCACAAACGGAGGGCUUUUUCGCCAGUAUGAAGAGUGGCUGGAAGAACGCUCAGUUGGCCCAGCAGCUGGAGGAGAGGGAUCGUCGGAUCAAAAAUCACCUGGAUCUUGCUGCUAAAGGUCCUCUGAGACAGACGUUUACUCACAAUCCUGUACAGCAGACUCCUCCUAUAUCUGCAGCAUCAGCCAAAGACAAAGGCAGUAAGAAAGCCCAGCAAUGGCGAGACACACUGGGCUGAAUGAGACGAAGGGAUUGUGUACAUAGUGUUGGGAAGUGGACAAAACUUCAGUGAAAUAUUAUUCUGAUUAAAAGGCACUGUCUACCUUUGA